CGUUCCACGAACUUCCAAUUAUGGUUGGUUAUCAAAAACGGGGAAGAGGUGCCGAUGAAGAAAGUCGGAGACAAGUUGAUCCCUAAGACCGAAGACGAGUUUGAUGCCGAGGACAUCAAAAAGGUCGAGAAUUAUGCAAAAGCAAUAAACAUGCUUUAUUGUGCCGUAAAUCCUGAUGACUACCGCAAGAUCUCUUGCUGCUCAACCGCCAAAGAGAUGUGGGAUAAACUUGAGGUGACGUAUGAAGGAACGGACCAAGUACGUGAAGCGAAGAUUGACUUCCUCACCCAAGAAUAUGAGAUGUUCAAGAUGAAGGAGCACAAGAAGAUCGAUGAUAUGUUCGACCGUUUUUCCAAGAUAGUCAACGAUCUCCAUACAUUAAAGAAGACAUACACCGACAGGGAUCUUGUGCGAAAGAUCCUACGGAGCUUGACAUCCGAAUGGCGAUCCAAGGCCGAUGCCAUCUAUGAAUCAAUCGGCACAUCAAAUGUCACUAUCGACGGUCUAAGAGGUAAUCUAAAAACCUAUGAAUCUACUAUUCUUAACCCGUCUUUGAAUGACCAAAGGAAAGGGAUAGCAUUAAAAGUCGUCAAAGAACCAACGAUGGAUGAUUCAAGUGACGAUGAUGAAGUCAAGCUUGUCAUGAAGAAGUUUUGUAAACAUCUAAGGAAGAAAGAAAAGGUUGAGGAUGGCCCUAUGUGCUAUGGAUGUGGUGAAGCCGGGCACAUCAAGAACAAAUGCCCGAAAAGCGGAAGGAAUGCUCAGCACUUCAAAAGGCAAAGGGCAUAUAUCUCUUGGGGUGGCGACUCCGGCGACGAGUCAACUGACCAAGACGAGGAUGAAACUGCCAACCUUUGUCUCAUGGCACACGAAGACCAAACCAACAAUCAACAAGAGGUAUGUGCCAUUUCUUCCGACUCUUACACUUUUAAAGAAAUGCAAGAAGCUCUUCGAGAGCUUUAUGAUGAAUUUGUUAGCGCUUCUAAAACCAACAAAUCAUUAAAGAAACGUCUUUCAACUCUUGAAAAUGAUUUUGAAAAACUGGAAAAAGAUAAUGAAAAGCUGAAACAAGAAAAUAAAUUUUAUGGGACGGUUCCAAGUGAAGAAUUCUGGAAAUCAAGGGGAACCAGCGAUGGGUAGGACAUCCCAUCGCUGGGAGGGAAGUUUCUUUUUUUCCAGAACCCCUCUUCCCAUCGAUGGGUGCUUCUUCCCAUCGAUGGGUAAUUGACUCUAAUUUUUUUAAAAAUACUUAACGGAUUUCCAGAACACCAUAACCCAUCAAUGGGUACUUUGUCCCAUCGCUGGGUGAAGGACUUUUAUCAAAAUUUUUUUUUCAGAACCUCCCAACCCAUCGAUGGGAACUUUCUCCCAUCGCUGGGUGUUUGACUUAAAUUUUUUAACAGAUUUCCGGAACGCCUUUACCCAUCGAUGGGUAGUUUAUCCCAUCGCUGGGUGAGUUCCUGUUUUU
Molecule: messenger RNA, 1468 nt
Organism: Cuscuta campestris
Lineage: Eukaryota; Viridiplantae; Streptophyta; Magnoliopsida; Solanales; Convolvulaceae
Source: the annotation of a GenBank genome assembly